Molecule: messenger RNA, 2631 nt
Organism: Symbiodinium natans
Lineage: Eukaryota; Dinophyceae; Suessiales; Symbiodiniaceae
Source: the annotation of a GenBank genome assembly
AUGGCCUCGGGGAGUAUGGCCGGCAGCAUCAGCUGCAAGGACGGGAGGAUCACCGUCUUCAACAAUCAAGGUGCUUUGCUCUUAAUGGACGGCGUGUCCCCGCAUCUCCACCGGGUCACUUCGGUGAAGAAGUCUGGAGUUUUAGCUCUGCGUCUGCAAGCGCCGGCAGCUUCAUCCAGACAUGAGGUGGAGCUUGGUGCAUGGGUCGCGUCCAAGCAGUCCACGCAGCUGGCUUGGUUGGCUGUUGCUCGCUGCAAGCUCUGGUGGAUGACCCCAGAGUGGGGAACUAUCAGUGAGCCCAUCCCGGCAGAGACCCAAAUGCUUUUGGUGCGUCUGGCAAUGGAGCCAGAGGCAGAGCAAGGCACAUACGUCUUCAUCCUUCCCCUGGUAUCGGAAUUCUUCCGGUCCAGUCUCCACAGCGCCGGCAACACCCUGAUGAUGGUGACCGAAAGCGGCGAUGCCGCAAAGCAGUCCUCGGAGGUUGAUCCAGCCUUGCUGAUCUCCGCGGGAGUCGAUCCGUUCGAGACUAUCCACAGGGGGUUCGAGGCGGCCGCACGCUUGCCAGGAGUGAACUUCACCUUGCGCGAGGAGAAGAUGGUGCCCAGAAGCCUGCGCGAGUUUGGUUGGUGCACCUGGGAUGCCUUCAUGAACUUGUCCGAGUACCGAAGCUAUGUCACGCCUGAGGGGAUCAUUGACGGUGUCCGGGGCUUCUCCCGAGGUGGUGUUCCGGUACGUCGCAUCAUCGUUGAUGAUGGGUGGCAGACCACGGGCGUCGAUGCUCAGACCGAGCGCGAAGUUAUCCUGGACCACACCGCGCAUCCAGCUGAAGCUUGUGCACCCUCCUGCAUAACUGCCCUAGCCAAGCAGCCCGUGAGCAAGCCGGAGGCACAGAUUUUGACGAACAACCCUUGCAGCGAGUCUUGCCACAAGAUCCCACGUCCAAGUGGAUUAGGCCGCGUCCUCUUUGAGAAAGUGUACUCGGUCAUGAUUGAUGGGGCCAGGACUGGCAGCACCCUGCUAAAGUGCUACCAGGGUCUGACGCAGUGCUUGCCCGCAACUUACCGCAAGACACUGGCGCGUCAGGGCCCUGAUCAGGGCAAGCGCUUGCGCUCCUUCAGGGCCAACCGCACCUUCGAGCGUGAAGAUGGCACGAGCAUGAAGAACCUCGUGUCCAAGCUGAAGUCCGAGCUUGAGGUCCGAAGUGUUUACUGCUGGCACCACUUAGUUGGAUACUGGUGUGGCCUCGAACCGCUCUCUGAGCACUUUCAGGGCCUGGACCUGCAGCGCAGAGAAGUCGCCUUCACCAAGGGCAUCUCCCAUGUCGAGCCCUCGAUGGAGUUCAGCACCUUCAAAUCCAUGCAGCUUGGCAUGCCUGAAGGUGAUCAGGGCGCAACCAAGCUUUACGAUGGCCUCCAUGGCUACUUGCACGAGGCGGGCGUGGAUGGCGUCAAAGUGGACGGGCAGUCGAUUCUCUCCCAAGUCGGCCAGGGUCAGGGCGGCGGCCCCGCCGUGUCCCGCAAGUACAUCUCGGCGCUGGAAGCCUCAGCGCAGAAGCACUUCAGAUCUGCUGCAGAGGUCAUCACAUGCAUGUCCCAUGCCAACGACGCGCUCCUCAACUACAAGCAGGCUGCCUAUUGUCGAGUCAGUGACGACUUCUUCCCAGAUGACGCAGCGUCACAGGCAUGUCACAUUUGCUCAUGCGCCUUCAACGGCCUGUUCUUGUCUGAGCUCUUCAUCGGUGACUGGGACAUGUUUCACAGCAAACAUCCUUCCAGUGAGAUGCAUGCCGCAGCCCGUGCAAUUUCUGGGGGGCCGGUCUACGUGUCAGACCGCCCUGGUGAGCAUGAUUUCGGGCUUUUGCGAGAGCUGGCUACGCCGGAUGGGGAGCUCCUGCUUUGUGACGGUCCUGCACGGCCAACCCGUGAUUGCCUCUUCCGUGACCCUCAGAAGGACGGCCGGACGGUCCUUAAGCUCUUCAACACGAAUGGUGAUGGCAAGUUGGGAGUUUUGGCAUUGUUCAACAUCCAAGGCUCGUCGUGGGAUCGCUCCCGCAGGCGUUUUACCAUGUUCCAACAGAAGGAUGCUCCCUUGCAAGCGCGGGCUCGACCUCGGGACGUGGAGCCUUUCCGCUCCGCCUCGCCAAGCCCACAUGCAACCGGUGAGUUUGCUGCCUUCUUGCGGUCCAAGCCUCUGGAGGUGUUGAUUCUGCCUGAUGGCUACCACAGCAUCUUGGUGGAGUUGGGUGGGCGAACUGCUCAGAAAUUCGAGCUCAUCACGUUCAGCCCUAUCUGGCAAAUUCCCAGCAGUGAGGCCCGAUUUGCAGCCGUUGGCUUCAAGAACAUGAUGAACCCAGGAGGAGCUGUUCAGGAUCUGCAGCUCCUGCCGGAUGUUGCGGAAGUCUUUGGGCGAGGAAGCGGGCACUUCGCCUUCUAUGCUGACCCGCAGCCGAGUCGUGCCACCCUCCGGCUGGCUGCUGGGGGUGAGCCUACGGAACUGGUGUUGAAGACCUGCGAGAGCCACGAGAACGGCAACGCCAAGCACGAUGACCACCUCACAUCGCUGCCCCUGCGCUACGUCGUCAUUCCCUCUACUUGGGCGGCAGAUACAUGGGCCCUUCACUUUGAGUGGUGA